AGUCCAUCGAUAUCAUCAAUCAUCGGGAUGCCCUUGCUGGUUGAUCCGGCAUGCCAUCACUUUCUACAGCUGCUCUCGCCAACACGACUAGUCUUUGCACCCUGGCUGCAUGCUAUGGAGUCAGGCCAGCCGUCAUGAACUAGUCCAGCCACUCCUGCAUCUCGCGCCCAAUUUUCUGUGGAAAGUCACCAUCGUACUUGCGCCGAGAUGGGUCAGGGCUAUUCUUUGACCUCCCUGUCCGCAGGGUCGGCCGGUAUCGACGUGCCCGAGCUAUCGGAUCUACUGUAUGAAAAGUCCCUGGGUUCAGCAAGGUUUAUGAAAAGCAUCAGAGCUCGCCAGCAGAAUGGCUUAGCUUUUGUCAAAGUUAUCAUGAAACCGUACCCAAGCUUACAGCUGGACCCCUACGUUAAAGCAAUAACCCGUGAAAGAGAGCUGCUCGCCAGUGUCCCUAAUGCGUUACCUUACCAGCGCAUCUUGGAGACUAGUACUAGUGGAUAUUUGGUUCGCCAAUACAUCUACAGCUCUCUGUACGACAGAUUGAGCACGCGCCCCUUCUUAGAGCACAUUGAAAAAAAAUGGAUCGCUUUUCAACUUCUGUGUGCGCUUCGCGACUGUCACUCUCAAGAUAUCUUUCAUGGAGAUAUUAAGACUGAAAAUGUUCUAGUUACUUCGUGGAACUGGCUGUACCUAUCUGAUUUUUCAUCUUCAUUUAAGCCAACCUUUCUCCCAGAAGACAAUCCAGCGGACUUCUCUUUCUAUUUUGAUACAUCUGGUCGACGAACCUGUUAUCUUGCUCCGGAAAGGUUUCUAGAGGCAGGGGAAGAGCCGGAAGGAAGACAAGUUAACUGGGCAAUGGACAUUUUCAGCGCAGGAUGUGUCAUUGCAGAGCUCUUUCUUGAAGCGCCUAUUUUCACACUCAGUCAGUUCUACAAGUACCGCAAAGGAGAAUAUAGUCCUGAGCAUAGCCAUCUAUCGAAAAUAGAAGAUCGAGAUGUUAGGGAGUUGAUUCUUCAUAUGAUUCAGAUUGACCCUGAGUCGAGAUAUUCAGCCGAAGAAUACCUCAAUUUCUGGAGACACAAGACUUUUCCAGAAUAUUUUUACAGUUUUCUUCAUCAGUAUAUGUCUCUCAUUACUGAACCAACUUCAGGAAAGACACAUGUCGAUGCAGAGACUGGCAAUACAGGCGAGCCCGAUGAUCGAAUAGACCGCGUUUACCUAGACUUUGACAAAAUAUCUUAUUUCCUAGGCUCUAGCCCCAAACUAUCCGAUGAUGGGUCGAAAAUGGUUACCACAAAACUCACCAGCCAGGUCCUCCCGGUUCAUUUAGACCUCCCCGCUGCUCAGCAUGCAUCCUCAAAAUCAGAGCCACAAGAGGGUGCUCUCAUUUUUCUUACUGUCGUUGUGUCAAAUUUAAGGAAUACGGCAAAAUCUUCCGCCAAAGUGAAGGCUUGCGACUUGCUUUUGGCAUUUGCUGAACGGCUUCCUGACGAGUCUAAACUGGAUCGCAUUCUGCCAUACGUGAUGACCUUACUCAAUGAUCGAUCUGAUGCUGUCAGAGUGGCAGCAAUACGCACCCUCGCCCAACUUCUUUCCAUGGUCAAAGUCGUCUCUCCAGUGAACGCCUAUAUAUUCCCAGAGUAUAUAUUCCCCAGACUUUACCCCUUGACUGGAGAUACGACAAACAACACUAGUCCUAUGGUCCGUGCUGCAUAUGCUUCUUGCAUUGCCUCACUUUCGCAAUCAUCUUUGAGGUUUUUAGAUAUGAUUCAAGCACUUAGGACAGACACGCGGCUACGAUCUGUCAUUCCUGCUGGCUCUGAAGCUGACUGGACUGAGGAUGCUAGCUUUCAUAACCUUUAUGAUGUCGGGAAAAUUGACCUUUUGGAGUUCUUUGAAACCCAUACCAAGUCUCUUCUUACUGACAGCGAUCCAUCUGUACGUCGCGCUUUCCUUGGAUCGGUUCCGAGUCUUUGUGUUUUUUUCGGAAAUGCGAAAACAAAUGAGGUAAUUUUGAGCCAUUUGAACACUUAUUUAAACGACAAGGAUUGGAUACUCAAGUGUGCAUUCUUCGAGGCGCUUGUUGGUGUUGCAGCUUAUGUCGGAAGUGUAAGCCUUGAAGAGUUUAUUCUUCCUUUAAUGGUACCAUCGAUGACGGAUGCGGAGGACUUCGUCGUCGAGAGAGUUAUUCGUUCCAUGACAGCAAUGGCUGAUCUAGGCCUAUUCCAAAGGUCAACCACAUGGGAGCUGCUUCACAUUGUCGUCCGAUUUUUUCCUCAUCCCAAUGGAUGGAUUCGAGAGGCGGCGAUACACUUUGUGGUAACAUGCUCAAAGUUUCUAUCCUUUGCAGACAAACAUUCCAUUCUCACACCGCUUGUACGACCAUUUUUGAAGACGAACAUCAUCGCGAUAACAGAAUGUGAAAUUCUUGACGCACUCAAGCGUCCACUACCAAAGGCCGUGUACGAUAUGGCUCUUGUCUGGGCGCAGAAGUCUGAGAAAGGGGCAUUUUGGAAGGCUGCAAACCGAGACAGCGUUUUCAGUUUAAAUGUUAAUGAUGUCCUCGUUGGCCGCGGUUUUCCCAGGCAGGUAUCUCUCUCUGGACAGCCUAAAAACGAAGAAGACGAACAGUGGAUUUCGAGGCUAAGAAGCCUCGGUAUGACUCAAGAGGACGAAUUCAAGCUCUUUGUUCUUCGGGAAUAUGUUUGGAGAGUGGGUAUGAGGUCAAGCCGAAGCUCCGAUGUGGCGGAAACGUCUAAUUUGAAUAAUCUCAUAACAUUGGCUCAGUCUGGGGUUACACCACAGACUGUUUUCUUCGACAAAAACCAAGGCAUCAAGCAACGAAGGCUGUCAACGGACUAUGAACCCACACAGGGACACAAGGGUACAAAAACUCACACAAUAGCAGACGCACUACUAGAUGCGUCUACAACUAUUAAUUCUCAGGCAGCAGCUCCCCAAAGACACCAUCGAUCAAGUGCUACCGCUGUAGAGGCCAUAAAAAAUGGCCCACAAAGCCCCUCGACCUCACCUUCGCCAGCCCCCCAAUCGGCCUCUCAGGAGUCUUCCGCCCCAAGUUCGGACAUCGAUCAGGGGGCAACUGCAAAAUUUCAAGAUGCCGACAAGAAUUUCGACCGGGGUAGCAUAGCAACAGCAACAAACCCGGGAAAUCUAACCCCAACGGGUUCACUCAACCGAAUUGAAAGAAAAUCAAGUGCUAUAAAUCUUCUGAACCGCAAAGACAGUGGCAAAACUUACGCCGAAACAAGUAUGAAUUCGAUGAAUGCAUUCGGCAAAGUAGAUGUCCAUUCUCAACGCAAGACCUCGCCAUCUCCUUUAGGAAUGGCAAAAGAGAAUGCAGUUCAGCAAACAGUCCCCCAACAAUACCAUGCCGGACAUUCCUAUAGCGGUAAUGAUCCGGUGAUCCUGAAGCUUCUAGACAAUGUUUUCGCUGAAAAUUAUCCUACUGAUCUCUUCGAUCUUGGUCCGUUUGUGAAAGAAGUAGAUCCCCGCCGCCCAAUCAAGAGAGCUAGUGGUGAGAAUACGGAUAAACCUUGGCGGCCUGAAGGCGUGCUCGUUGCUAUGUUCGGAGAGCAUACAGCGCCAGUUAACCGGGUAGUAGCUGCACCCGACCACUCCUUUUUUGCUACAGCCUCAGAUGAUGGUACUGUCAAAGUAUGGGAUACUACCAGACUGGAGAAGAACUUAACGCCCAGAUCACGCCAGACAUACCGCCAUGCCCCUGGCACGAAGGUAAAAUGUCUUACAUUUGUGGAAAACACGUACACAUUUAUUAGCGGGGCUACCGAUGGAAGCAUUCAGGCAGUUAAGAUUGACUAUCACAAAGUAAAUGAAACAGUGCGCUACGGCAAAUUACAAGUUGUUCGUCAAUACCAGCUGCCAACAGGAAAUGAUGGUGCCGUUGAAUACGCCACUUGGGUGGAGCACUUUCGCUCGGAGGCCCAGUCGACGUUACUCAUUGCCACCAAUACUUGUCGUAUCAUAGCUCUUGAUAUGAAGACGAUGCUUCCGAUCUAUUCAUUGCUAAAUCCAGUUCAUCACGGGACGCCUACAGUGUUUUGCUACGAUCGUAAACGUAGUUGGCUUUUGGUUGGGACUUCACAUGGUAUUUUGGACCUCUGGGAUCUUCGAUUUCGAGUCAGGUUGAAAGCUUGGGGUCUUCCAGGUGGAACAGCAAUCCAUCGACUUCAGAUUCACCCAACCAAAGGCCGCGGUCGAUGGGUGUGCGUUGCGGGAGGAAGUGGAAAUGGGGGUGAAGUCACAGUUUGGGAUAUUGAAAAAGUCCAGUGCCGAGAGGUAUACCGAGCAGCAUCCCCAUCAGUCGCGGUCGGCAACCAGUCUUCACCGAAUGGAAAUUCUUCAAGCCAUCGGACAUCGGUUGUAAACAACUUAGUUGCGAUGAAUACGGUUACUAAAAGCUAUGAACCUUGGCGAGUGGAUGAAGACCGGCCGGAAGGAAUGCUUAGUCGGUUCGCGAGUACGUCGUCAACUGGCAUCGAACCCAACACAAAUUUGUCGCCAACUUCACCCGGGAUCGGAGACCGGAAUGGCAUUUGUGCUCUCAAUGUUGGAUUCGAUAUGCCAGCGGAUGGUAAAGAGAGUACUAAAUGUGGAUUUGCGAUAUCGGCAGGGUCGGACCGUAAAAUUCGAUUUUGGGACCUUGCUCGGCCGGAGCUCUCAAGUAUACUGAGUGGUUUUGACGCAGCAUCUGAUGCAGGAAUUGCUGCAACUCCCCGAUACGAGAGCGUUCAACCAGCACCUAGCCUCACCGUCACAACGGAGCACAUGCCCAAUGUUCCUGGAUCUAGCAGUCGAAGUGGUGGUAGCGGUAAAAAAGGUAGCACCAGUGCUUCAAGACCACCUCGAAGCACUGUCAUUAGCCUACAGCAGCAGCAACUCCUCAAAAGCCAUUUGGACUCUAUAUUAGACGUGGCUAUCCUCCGGGUACCGUAUGGAAUGACCGUCAGUGUGGAUCGGGCGGGAAUGGUCUACGUGUUUCAGUAACAGCAAUAACAAUUCUCUUUGAUGUCUCCAGAAUCUAGAGUCAGUGGAUGGAGCCAAAGGAGUGCUAAUUCUGUUGAAAGCGGGUAGAUUAAGUGAAUAGUAUUAUUCGAUAUUAGAUGACCUAACUAUAUUUUGUCUUAGAGAUACCUCAUUUCAGAUGAUAUUUGAGACUAGCUAGAUAUUCAAAUUUUAUUUUUAGUCCA
Molecule: messenger RNA, 5225 nt
Organism: Talaromyces proteolyticus
Lineage: Eukaryota; Fungi; Ascomycota; Eurotiomycetes; Eurotiales; Trichocomaceae
Exons: 3
Coding region: 208-5022 (1604 amino acids)
Biological process (GO): protein targeting to vacuole; late endosome to vacuole transport; macroautophagy
Cellular component (GO): phosphatidylinositol 3-kinase complex, class III, type II; late endosome; nucleus-vacuole junction
Molecular function (GO): protein serine/threonine kinase activity; ATP binding; protein binding
Source: RefSeq, a predicted model, not a curated record